Molecule: messenger RNA, 2555 nt
Organism: Tribolium madens (black flour beetle)
Lineage: Eukaryota; Metazoa; Arthropoda; Insecta; Coleoptera; Tenebrionidae
Product: zinc finger protein 729-like
Exons: 2
Coding region: 107-2254 (715 amino acids)
Biological process (GO): regulation of transcription by RNA polymerase II
Cellular component (GO): nucleus
Molecular function (GO): DNA-binding transcription factor activity, RNA polymerase II-specific; RNA polymerase II transcription regulatory region sequence-specific DNA binding
Source: RefSeq, a predicted model, not a curated record
UGCCCUUCCUCCAUGCUGUUUAUAUCUGUGUUGUUCAGUGGCUGUGACCUAACCUCAAUUUAGUGGUGUGAAAUAAUAAAUAAAAUUACCAAAAACAUUUUCCGGGAUGGAACUGUAUCUCAAAUGCGACAAUUGCCCAUUUAAGACAAAACUCUUAUCUAAGAUAAGAAGUCACGUGACAAUUCACGCAGAUGACCAAAAAAGAUUAUUUAAUUGCUCAAGUGGUAGCCUUGAACCUUACAAGUGUUACAAAUGUAAUACAUUUGAGACACAAUUUUUGUCACAACUGAAACAUCACAUCGCUCAAGGUCAUACAUCACAACAUGUCAAAUCCACAACCUACAAGUGUCCCAAAUGUGAUUUCAAGUCGUUUUCGAAAUAUUUGGUUUUGAGACAUGUUAUUUUUACCGAACAUCAAGGAAAGAAAUACACAAAUUAUGAUAACAAGGCUUCACAUUUUGACGAUUUGAGAAGACACGUGAUUCGAAGACAUACAGAAGGUUCCAAGAUUCAGUGGUUUAGAUGUAAACAUUGUCCGUUUAAGGGCAAACUCAAUCGCACUUUGACACGACACUUAAUAAAAAAACAUGGCAUUAACUUUUGGUAUCCGUGUAAACUUUGUGAUUACAAGGCGAAAAGGAGUGACAUUUUGAGACAACACGAGAACAGACGACACAAAUCCAAACUCCAGUUGUGGAGUUGUGAUCAUUGUGAUUAUAAAUGUAAAUUAAAAAAAACAUUGACACAACAUAUAGUGUCAAAGCACUCGUUGAUGUGUGAUUUUGAGUAUUUUCAAUGUGACCAAUGCCAAUUCAAGGCGGCCUUUAAAAGUACAUUGGACAAACACGUGACCAUUAAACAUGGCCUCGAAAGGCUUAAGUGCGACCUAUGCGAUUUCAAAACAAAAAACAAGAAAUACUUACAAAGACAUUUCAUUGUUAAACACACUGAAAAUCCAAAAAUGUUCAAAUGCCACCAAUGCGAUUACGAGACAAAAUACAAGCACAACUUACAAACACAUGUCAUCAUUAGACACACUGAAAAUCCAAAAAUGUUUGAAUGCGACCAAUGCGAUUACAAGUCAAAAUACAAGCACAACUUACAAACACAUGUCAUCAUUAGACACACUGACAAUCCAAGAAUGUUCAAAUGUGACCAAUGUGACUACAAAACAAAGUACAAGCAGGAAUUACGAAAGCAUGUUGUUGUCAAACACGCUGAAAAUCCAAGAAUGUUCAAAUGCGACCAAUGCCAUUACAAAUCAAAAAACAAGUACAACUUACAAAAACAUGUCAUUGUUAAACACACUGAAAAUCCAAGAAUGUUCGAAUGCGACCAGUGCGAUUUCAAAACAAAACACAAGCAGGUAUUACCAGAACAUGUCAUUGUUAAACACACUGAAAAUCCAAAAAUGUUCAAAUGCGACCAAUGCGAUUACAUAACCCAUCUCAAGAAUUAUCUCACGAAACACCAAAAGUAUCAACAUAGCAACGUUCCGUUAUUCCAGUGUGCCAGUUGUGACUUUAAAACAAAAUUAAAAUGCAGUUUACUCUAUCAUUUGCGUUCACUCCAUUCCACUGAUUCUCAAAAAUCAUAUCACUGCAACGAAUGUGAUUUGCAAUUCACAACAAAGUUUCAAAAGGUAACACACACAAAAGAAGAACAUUUGAAGAACGUGAUUUGGAAACAUACAGAAAAUUCAAAGAUCCAGUGGUUUAGAUGUGAAUAUUGUCUAUUUAAGGGCAAACUCAAACACACUUUGAGACGACACUUGAUGGAAAAACAUGACAUUAACUUUUGGUAUCCGUGUAAACUUUGUGAUUACAAGGCGAAAAGGAGUGACAUUUUGAGACAACACGAGAACAUACGACAUAAAUCCAAACUCCAGUUGUGGAGUUGUGAUCAUUGUGAUUAUAAAUGUAAAUUUAAAAAAACAUUGACAGAACAUAUAGUGUCAAAGCACUCGUUGAUGUGUGAUUUUGAGUGCUUUCAAUGUGACCAAUGCCAAUUCAAGACGCCCCUUAAAAGUAAAUUGGACACACACGUGACUAUUAAACAUGGCCCCAAAAGGCUCAAGUGCGACCAAUGCGAUUUCAAGACAAAAUACAAGAAAUACUUACAAAGACAUGUCAUUGCUAAACACACUGAAAAGCAAAAAAGUUUGAAAUACGACCAAUGCGAUUUCAAAACAAUGUUAAGGCAACGAAUGUAUAACGUUGUUAAAGGAGUGUUAAACGUUGUUAAACGUUAUUGAGUGCAUGUUCUUUAAUACUGUAUAGUUUGUUGCCUAACCUAAGUUGUAAUUUUGAAGUGAGACAUUACAUAAGAAAAUUCUCCACGUUUUUUCAGUAUUUGAUUUCAUAAAUUUUGUUUAUGCGAGUGUUUUCGUUUAUUAUCCAAAAAAUUCUUUUUGAUACAGGGCCUUCUCAGGACUAACUUAAAACUAAAUUUUUCUUAUGCAAAAUUGUCCAAAGAUUCAGAAUAUGUUAUUAGUUUUUAUUUAUAAUUAAUAGUUUUCUUCGUAGUAUGUAUUAUUGUUUUAUGAAGUAAGUAUC